Molecule: messenger RNA, 1200 nt
Organism: Aspergillus ochraceoroseus IBT 24754
Lineage: Eukaryota; Fungi; Ascomycota; Eurotiomycetes; Eurotiales; Aspergillaceae
Product: shikimate dehydrogenase family protein
Exons: 1
Coding region: 14-1030 (338 amino acids)
Biological process (GO): shikimate metabolic process; chorismate biosynthetic process
Molecular function (GO): shikimate 3-dehydrogenase (NADP+) activity
Source: RefSeq, a predicted model, not a curated record
AGAAAGAAAGAAAAUGGAACCAAUUACUAUCCCCGAGGAGAGAGACGGUGUCGCCUAUCUCUAUGGUCAUCCGCUGCGCAACUCCCUCUCUCCCUCCCUCCACCAGACCAUCUACAACACACUCGGCCUCAACUGGACCCAGAUCCCCCUUUCCAGUACCAAUGGCGCCUCGUUCACGCAAUCUCCCGAAAUCUCUACCUUCCUGACUUCCAUCCGCUCCAACCCAAAGUUCGUUGGCUCGUCCGUCACCAUGCCCUGGAAGGUCGCGAUCAUGCCGCAUCUGGACGACCUCACCGAGGACGCGCGACAAGCCGGUGCCUGCAACACCAUCUUCCUGCGCAAGGAUUCCCCCGGAGACGACACCUCCAAGACCUCCUACGUCGGCACCAACACAGACUGCAUCGGGAUCCGCGAAGCCCUCCUGCAGAACGCCCCCACAGGCCCCGACCACUUCCGCGGGAAGCCCGCCCUCAUUGUCGGCGGCGGCGGGACCGCCCGCACCGCCAUCUACGUGCUGCGUUGCUGGCUCGGCGCCACCAAGAUCUAUAUUGUGAACCGGGACGCCGCUGAGGUCGAGGCCAUCCUGGCCGAAGACAAGCAGCGCAACCCUACCCCGUCGGCGGAUUUUGCGCCCCUCAUCCACGUCACGGACCCCGUGAUGGCGUCUACAUUGGAAGCUCCCGUAGCGAUUGUCUCGGGGAUCCCCAACUACCCCCCCAAAACGGAGGAGGAGCUGCGCGCGCGCGAAUGCCUCCGGGUUCUUCUGGACCGCCAGACGCACGAGAAGAACCAGGGUGUCAUCCUGGAGAUGUGCUACCACCCGCUGCCCUGGACGGAGAUCGCACAGCUGGCUUCUGAUGCGCGUUGGAAGGUGAUUCUCGGCUCGGAGGCGCUGAUCUGGCAGGGUCUCGAGCAGGCGCGACUCUGGACGGGCACAGAUAUCAUUGCGGUGCCGGGUCUAGUGGAUCGGGUGAAGGCCGUGGUGGCACAAUCUAUCGCUGAACGGUCGAAGACAUCAUCGAACCUUUGAAAACUGGCUUCUUUCCCAGAUGAUAAUGAUAAGAGGACAUUUUUUUUUUUUUUUCAAAACAUAUUAUAUGUUUAUGAUGUCAUCUUUCCUGUAUAUAUAUAUAUAUAUAUAUAUAUGUCUGAUAUCCAUUACAUAGAUUCUACGAGUUUAUCGGACAUAAUCUAGCUGUC